This is a messenger RNA of Caretta caretta (loggerhead turtle), 3367 nucleotides long. RefSeq names its product fibroblast growth factor receptor like 1 (gene FGFRL1). The record is from RefSeq and is a predicted model, not a curated record. Gene Ontology annotation, cellular component: plasma membrane. Lineage: Eukaryota; Metazoa; Chordata; Testudines; Cheloniidae. Gene Ontology annotation, molecular function: fibroblast growth factor receptor activity; fibroblast growth factor binding.
GGAAACUUGCUUUAGCGCUUGUUCCUUGGCUUCAGCUCCCCCGUCCCCGUAAACGUGAUCCCGGCUCAGAGGGACCCAGGGCGGCAUCACCCCGGCAUCCUGCAGCUCAGAGCUCCUGCGCUCCCGGGGGAUCUGUCAGAGCCAGGGCUGCAGAUUCCUAGCCCACCAGCCGCCCGCUCGCUCGCUCACUCGCACACGCACCCUGGCCCGGAGCUGCCGCUCGUGCACAGCGGGGAAAAUACAAGUUUUCUCUCCCCUUGACUUAGCUAAUCGCGGAGAGAGCCCUGCGCGCUGCGAGCGCCUUUUGUGGCAAAGUGUUUUCUGGUGGGAAGAUGGUGGCUUGAGACUUGGAUGCUUUCAUGAACGCCCUGAAGGGGUUGUAGGUAAAGGGACUCCAGACCCUCAGGUAUAUUUUGCAUUGUGAGUUUCCUUUUAAAAACAACACCCAGCCGACAAACAAAAGAGCCAAGAACGGCACACAUCCCCAGCGAAGGAACCUGCUUUCUUAGCGCUUGCCCUCCCUGCCUUGCCAAGUUGGGGGCUGUCAAAGUGCAAAGUUUGAUUGACCCCCCCCCCCCCGCCGCCCGACUGCGGAAGGAAUGAAGCUGAAAUGAAAAGGGGCAGCCCAUGGGACUGGCUAGAGGACUGACUUUCCCGGAUUGCCAUUCAAAGGGAUCUGUUAUGAUGGGGCAAACAGCGCGCUGUUAAGUACCCGCGCUGCAAGUGAAGGUUUGAAAGAUCAGAAAUCUGUACAAUACAGACGGAACCAGUUUUCAAAAUGGAAUUCCAGCUUGCGCUCUUUUUUGUAGGGAUAAUUGCAUUUUCUGAUUCAGCCCGAGGCCCACCCAGAAUUGCUGAUAAAGUGAUCCACCGGCAGACCGUGAGGUUAGGAAGAACCAUCAAGCUCCUGUGUCCGGUAGAAGGUGACCCACCACCUCUGACUAUGUGGAUGAAAGAUGGACGGACUAUCCACAGUGGCUGGACAAGGUUCCGGAUCCUGCAGCAAGGACUAAAAAUCAAGGAGGUGGAAAGUGAAGACGCGGGAACAUACAUCUGCAAGGCUACCAACGGCUUUGGCAGUACGAGUGUGAACUAUACCCUUAUUGUGAUUGAUGAUGCCAGCUCAGGAAAGGACAGCCCAGCGUCUGAAGGCUCCAAUGGUGAAUACGAAGAUCAUUCUGGGAAGCAGUGGGCCCGGCCCAGAUUCACGCAACCUGCCAAGAUGAGACGGAGGGUGAUUGCACGGCCUGUAGGAAGCUCAGUCCGCCUGAAGUGUGUUGCCAGUGGAAACCCUAGGCCUGACAUCACCUGGCUGAAGGACAAUAAGCCCCUCACACCUCAGGAGAUUGGGGAGAACAAGAAGAAGAAGUGGACAUUGAAUUUGAAGAGCUUAAAGCCUGAGGACAGUGGGAAAUACACGUGCCGAGUGUUUAACAAAGUUGGAGAAAUCAAUGCAACAUAUAAAGUUGAAGUAAUCCAGAGGACUCGGUCCAAACCCAUUCUCACAGGAACGCACCCUGUGAACACGACCGUGGACUAUGGUGGGACCACAUCGUUCCAGUGCAAGGUCCGUAGCGACGUCAAGCCCGUCAUCCAGUGGCUGAAAAGGGUGGAGUACGGCACAGAGAACAAGUACAACUCCACCAUUGACGUCGGGGGGCAGAAGUUUGUCGUGCUCCCCACCGGGGAGGUCUGGUCCCGUCCGGACGGCUCCUACUUAAACAAACUGAUGAUAACACGAGCCAAAGAGGAGGACGCUGGGAUGUACAUCUGCCUAGGGGCAAACACAAUGGGAUACAGCUUCCGCAGUGCUUUCCUCACAGUGUUGCCCGAUCCCAAGCCACCCAGCGCCCCUGUGGCCCCGUCCUCCGCUAGCAGCCUGCCGUGGCCGGUGAUCAUCGGGAUCCCCGCUGGAGCAGUCUUCAUCUUCGGGACGAUCCUCCUGUGGCUCUGCCAGGCCAAAAAGAAGCCCUGCUCUCCCCCAACUGCUGCUCCCAUGCACAGACCGCAGGCCAGAGACAGGAUCUGUGUCUCCCAGGGUCCUGACAAGGACUGCAUCUCCUCCAUAAACUAUGAGGAAUACGUAGCCCACCAGCAGCAUUUGCUAUCCCAAGGGCCUGCGUUGGCCCCAGCCAUGGCAUCAAAAAUGUACCCAAAGAUUUACACAGACAUCCACACUCACACGCACUCACAUGUGGAAGGCAAAGUUCACCAGCAUCAGCACAUUCAUUAUCAGUGUUAAAGGGCAGCCACAGACCGUAGCUUAUUGGUGCUUUUUUUCUCAUGGUACCUCAGAACAGACUGCUUCGAGUCAGCUAACACUGCCGGCAAAAGGCAAAGUGGACGGAGGAGGGAGAGAGAGAGAGAAAGAGAUUUUUUUUUUGUUAUUAUUAUUACCAUUAGGAUGUAGAUGAGGAAUAAUGAAGGAAUUCCCGAUCUCAGCACAAAGGCGGCCAUCUAAAACAAUGGAAACUUCUUGUAUGUCUAAAUCAAGAUGGCAACAGAUAAGGCAGGAAGCUGUGACAUGAAACACCACCGACCCUGUUGCAUUGCGAAGCAGAGGAAGAAGAAGAGGAGAACACGAUGGUAUUGCAGUUGAUAUUGCAGUUCCUGCCUCUAGCACAUGCCAUCUGUUUUGGUGCAAGGCCCAUCAGACGUCUUACCCUUGGCAAUGUACAGAAGAGCCCUUUAUCUCAGAGUGGCUGAAGCUAGGAAGUACCUGAGGUAUGGUGCCAAAGCACCAGGAGACUGUAAUCAAUUGAAACAUUCAAUUGCCCAAUUUCAAACGAAAACAUAAGCAGAAGAGUUUCUGGAAAACACAUUUCUAUUUAUGAAGUGAAACUCCACAUGCAUCUCGCCAGCAGUAACUUUGCCUGACAUUUGGUGAUAACUUAGCUGGCUGUUUCCAUUUCUGCAAAUCAAGGGUAUUGUGUUUUCCCCAAGGGGGCACUGCUUGAAAUCUUUAAAAAUGUUCAACUCACCCCAAUGCUAUGACUCAGUGCCACUGCCAGGAAGAAGGAAGGACAUUGUACAAUGCUACUUUAUAUUUAUAUUUAAGAAAUAAUAAUUAAUAAUAACUGAACUGCUGAAGGUCAAGAAAAGAAAACAUGCUGCCCUUUUCUGAUGCCGCUAGCUGUGAUUCUCAAUCAGAUCUUCAUGGCUUACAGUGACAAGCUACUGGAUUAACUGUGUCAGUGAAAAAUAAAUGAACAAGUAAAAAUAAAGAGAGAGAAAAGAGAGAAAAUAAUUGUUUAUGGAAGAAUGAAUUUGCUAAAUAUGCACCUAGGGUUGUGUGUGGUUUUUCUUUCCAGAUAAUGUUUUGCAGUUGAUUCAAACAAUCUCAUUUCAGUUUCAUUUAAAACAACAA